AAAAAUAUCUUGUGAAAACAAACUAUAUAUUUUGGCUGAAAAUCUUUACUGCCAGUUUACACUUUACAUUACGGUAAAACAUGGGCGCUAGAUCCAAGAGCUGCCACUGAAGCUUGUUGGGAUAACUCAGUGUUUCUCUGGUCUGUAUUACACCAGCAUUCAUAAUGUUAACUCCUGCGUUUGACCUGAGCCAAGAUCCAGAGUACCUGAUCUUCAGCAUCCGUGUGCCCUACACCAGAACAUCGGCGUUUGACCUGUACAUUGAUGGAACAGAUUUCAAGUUCUAUGCUAAGCCAUACUUUCUCAGAUUAUCUCUUCCUGGAAGAAUAGUGGAGGAUGGGAGAGAAAAGGCCAAAUUUGACAUUGAUAAAGGGCUUGUCACUCUCCAGGUCCCAAAGGAAACAGCUGGGGAAGACUUCGAAGGACUUCAGAUGCUGACGAGUCUUCUCGCCCCAAAAGGCUCCCGUUCAGCAAAACCACUGAUAGAAGACAUAAGCACGGGAUGCAGUGAAGGUGCGGGAGAUAAAGAAGAAGAAGAUGAAGAUGAGGAAGAAUUUGACUGGCAGGUGGAGCAGGAGGUGUACAAGGAGAGCUCUGCGGAGGAGCUGGGAGCGCUGCAGAAAUAUGGCUUUGGCAAUCAGAGGUCUGGAGUGUUUGCAAGAUUACAGGAGGAACUGAGCGACGUGACUGAUGUCAAGAACCCAGAAGGAACGACGGCAGCAGAGAGGAGGCAGGGACGGCUGGAUGCAGAGGCCUCUGCUUUUUCUCCUGACCAUUACCUGGCUGAUUUGUUUGAGGAUGAUGAGAUAAAAAGGCUGCUGAAGUUUAAUCCGUGGUGGGCAAAGCGGAGUCCUUCCACACAGCGGGAGGGAGAAGAUGCUGUUUCAUUCACCGACGCUGAGAAGGAGCAGCUGAGGAAAUUCACCAACCGCUCCUACCUGCUGGACAAGAAAACCCGUUACCAAGUGUGGCUCAGCCUCGUGGACAUCCUGCUGGCCUAUUCCUAUGAAGUGCGCUCUACAGAGGGAGAGUACAACGUGGAGUCACCGUGGACUAUCAGAAAACUCAGCGGGACUCUCUGCUGGCUGGAGACGUACAGCUCCCUGCAAGACGUCCUGGUGUCAUUUGGACGGAGGGUUUUGUGCCACCCGCUCUACAGACACUUUUCCAUGAUCUCUGCAGCCGUUCGUGACACAACUAAGAUUUUGCAGUCCGAGAAAGCCUGUGUCCUCAAAUGUCUGCUGGAUAUUCACAAAGUAUUCCGAGGGAACGACCCGGCCUACAUACUGAACGAUCUGUACAUCACAGACUACUGCAUCUGGAUCCAGAGGGUCAAGUCCAAAAAGAUGUCAGUGUUGGCUGCGACGUUGGAAAAAGCCUCCCUGCAGAAAAAAGACUUGGAGCUGGAACUCGAAGAGCUGGAGGAGGCAGCAACAAUGGUGGCAGAGGAAGAAUCCCACAGUGACAGCAGCAGCUCUUCUAGUGACAGCAGCAGCAGCAGCAGCAGCAGUGACUCGUCAGAUGAGAGCGAGGAAUCUGAGGCUGAAGGGCAAGGCUGCACCGAAUCCAACGAGAGGGGAGGAGGAGGAGGAGGAGGAGGGGGGGGGGGGGGGGAGGAGGAGGAGAUGUCUAAGGACAACCCUCCACAACCCCAACCCAUCCCGGCUGCCUCUCCCAUCCCCCAGGAGCCCAUGAGCACACUCUUCUCAGCGGAGAAUGAGGUGGACGACCUCCCCUCAGCCUCAGAAGGCUCCAGACGGCUGAUCCAGGAGCUGGGGGAACGGGUGGCGGAGGAGCUGAGAAUCUUUCAAGACUGCAGCACCUACAAAGCAGAGAGAACGUGUUCACUGGCGAACGGCACCGCAGCUAAAACAGAAGCAACAUCUGGGAGGGGCAGCAGCGGGACUUUGUUAGAGCUGAGUCCUCGCAGAAACCCUCUGCUCAUCGUCCAAACACAGGAGGAUCUCGAUGAGUGACAGUGAUGUGGAACCUCAAAGACACUUGAUGAAUUUUGAACUGUUGACUCCGUGUAAGCGAUGUAAGAUGUGUUUGACUAUUUAGUUUAUAAUUCCUUGCAUUUCUGUAUGAUUUUUAGAGCUUUGACCCUCCUCUAAAGGACUUUAUGUCUACAAAGAAUGAUUUCCUCUUAUUUGAUCAACUUGCUAAGCCUCAUUAAAAUCCCUACUUUAUAUUGAUAUGAUUGUUUAAUGAGCAAGUGUGUGCUUUUGUAUGCUUCAUUAGAGGAUAGAAGAAGAAUUAGAGGCAGCCUUCUCCUUCUGUCUUGCCUCAUGUAGAGCUGCAAUAGAUGAGUCGAUCGACAGAAAAAUAAUGGCAACUAUUUUAGUAACCAAUUAAUCUUUUAAGUAAAUUUUAAUGCAAAAAAUGUAGAUUUCUUUUGAUUCUCUGUUUUAUAUCAUAUUAAAGUGAAUAUCUUUGGGUUUUGGACUGACAAAACAAGACAUUUAAAAACAUCACAUUGGACUUUGAGAAACCGGGAUGGACAUUGUUCACUAUUUUCUGACAUGUUAAAGAUCAAACGAGUAAUCAAUUAUUUGUGAGUUGCAGCCCUAGCCUCAUGUUUUAUUGGACUCAUGCGACUGCUGCUCUAUAUCCAAGCUGCGUACAUGCUGUACCAAAAUAUGUUUACUCUUAUAGACUGUUUGAUUUUAUAUGAACUAUUUUAGUUAUUAAAAGUAAUGCAACGGAGUUUGUGAACGGUG
Molecule: messenger RNA, 2720 nt
Organism: Cottoperca gobio
Lineage: Eukaryota; Metazoa; Chordata; Actinopteri; Perciformes; Bovichtidae
Gene: shq1
Product: SHQ1, H/ACA ribonucleoprotein assembly factor
Biological process (GO): box H/ACA snoRNP assembly
Cellular component (GO): nucleoplasm; cytoplasm
Source: RefSeq, a predicted model, not a curated record